Erpetoichthys calabaricus (reedfish) is the source of this 1284-nucleotide messenger RNA. Its product is annotated as zinc finger protein 232-like. The transcript has 2 exons. The record is from RefSeq and is a predicted model, not a curated record. Bases 115 to 1284 code for a protein of 389 amino acids. Gene Ontology annotation, molecular function: RNA polymerase II cis-regulatory region sequence-specific DNA binding; DNA-binding transcription factor activity, RNA polymerase II-specific. NCBI's taxonomy places the organism in Eukaryota, Metazoa, Chordata, Cladistia, Polypteriformes, Polypteridae. Gene Ontology annotation, biological process: regulation of transcription by RNA polymerase II.
CCCCCUUGGCAGUUCACAUGGCCCUGCAGCAGGGUGCCUAAUGGCCUCCAGGGCUCUCCAUGAGAGAAGAGGAUCUUUCAAAGUGAAGGACAGACACUUGAAUGAGAGCAGAGCAUGGCCGCGGACAAAGCUGAAGGCAUGGACGGCAGGGUGGCAGCCAUUAAACAAGAGGACUGUGACUGGAGGGCACCAGCAUCCAUAGUGUUGGAGGAAGGCCCGAGGCGAAUUUCCGGUUUCGGGGACAAGAUCCCCGAGGAGCAGGUUAUCGUUGAGAUUAAAGUGGAGGAUUCCGAGGAGUUCUCGGUCAGGCUUGGACUGCAAACCAGCGAACGGGGGGCAGUCCAUGAAGACGGCCAUUCCAGCUCACAGCCCUGGUUCGCUAGUGCGGGACAAAUGGGGGCCCAGCAGAAUUGUUGGGAAAUGAAACCGGAGAUAUGCGAGAUUGACGUGGAAAUAACAGAAGAAAACGGGAGAGAGGGAGACGAGCAGCCAUCGUCCAGGAGAGUGAGGAAGAAUUUCCAGGAGAAUGGCGGCUUCUCCACAUCUUCAUUUGCUCCGACCUUUCUUCAGCACAAUGAGAAGAGGGUAAAGUCGACGAGAAGAUUAGACACUUUCAGCCCGGCGUCUCUCCAGUGCCGUUCCCUUCCCUCCAUCGUCCCUGAUCAACUGCGAGAACACAAGUAUGUCAAAGUUCAAGCCGGAGAGAAGCCUUCCUGUUGUUCGGAAUGUGGCAAACCGCUUCAUACUCAUACAGGCAUUCACGGGGGAGAGAAGCCGCAUGGCUGUUCUGAAUGUGGCAAACGAUUCUCUCAAGUCAGCCCACUUCAGGGCCACAUGAGCAUCCACCUUGGAGCAAAAUGUGGCAAACGCUUCCUCGAUGGUGGCUCUCUUCAGCGCCUCACGCAAAGUCACGCUGGUGAGAAGCCCUAUUGUGGUAGUAAAGGCGGGAAACCCACCUUAGAAAUCAGUGGGGCCGCUUUUUGUGAUGACGAGGAUGAUGAUGACGACGAUGACUAUUUUGAUGAUGAAGUGGAGGACAAAACGUGGGCACCAGGGGGAGAUGACUUAGAGACUUCAGAGGAGGAGGCGGCGCAGCAACAUUUUGCCAAAAAAAUCAAAAGUAUCCCGACUGAGGACCCCUUUGGAAUUGCCCGGUCGCAGCUCCGAACUUCAUGCCGGUGCGUCCCACCCUCGGGGUGUUGCCAGUACAGCAUCCCAAACAGUUCGUGGUGGCCGGCGGGCUUCUCCGGUGUGGGCCUUUUUUUAUGUCUCUGCAAGCGAUGA